Molecule: messenger RNA, 2023 nt
Organism: Linderina pennispora
Lineage: Eukaryota; Fungi; Kickxellomycota; Kickxellomycetes; Kickxellales; Kickxellaceae
Exons: 5
Coding region: 73-1968 (631 amino acids)
Source: RefSeq, a predicted model, not a curated record
CAAUUAUCUCUCUUUGUGAUCCCGUACUUCUACAUCUGUAACUCUCCCAAAUAGCUCUCCCCCGCAUCAACAAUGAAGUCCUUUUGCACCCUUGGCGCCUUCACAGCCGUGUUCUUCACUGCAACCUUGGCGCGGAUAUACUCGCCCGAGGAGCUCGACAGGUGCAUUGCUGAUUCCCGCAACCAGCGCCAGGAGCAGUGUGGCAUCUACCGUCCGGGCUCGCUCGAGUACAACCAGUGCAUGGCGCGCAUGACCGACCGGGUGCUGCAGUGCUACCCGCAAGGCAUGCAAUUGACCCCGCAGCAGCAGGCCGAGCGCAGCCAAGAGUCCAACAACCACGAAAUGUACCGCAACGAGGUCCAGCGGCUGGCCAACACGGGCAACUCGGAGCAGGCCGACGAGAGCGAGCAGAACCCGCCGCCGGUGAAGAUCGACGCCAGCAAGAGCACCAAUCUGGAGGGCCAGGUCAAGAAGACCGAGGAGGUCCGCCAUGUCACCACCAAGAAGGCUACUGCAGCCAAGAAGGACCCAAAGAAGCCGGCGGAGAAGGCCGAUGAGGAGCCGGCUGCUGACAAGAAGGAGGAAAAGCCAGCCAAGCCCGCGGACAAGGCCCAGGACGCCAAGCCCAAGCCUGCUGAGCCUGCAAAGACUAUCAAUAUUUCGAAUGCAACCACCCUGUUCGUUGUUGCCGCUACCCAGCAGGAUAAUGCUGUGACUGUUAUUGCCACCACUGCUGGCCUCGCUGCUACCUCGGUUGUUGCCCAGCCUGUUGCUACCACCUCUGCUGCCUCGCUUGCUGGUACCACAGCCGCCGUGCUCUCUCCCAGCCCUGCUACUGCAACCUCUGUUGCUGCAACCCCUGCUGCCGCAACCCCUGCGAGCGCUCCUGCUGCUGUCACUCCUGCUGCUGUCACUCCUGCUGCUGUCACUCCUGCUGCUGUCGCUCCUGCUGCUCCCGCUGCUGCUGCUACGCCUGCUGCCGAUACCUCUGCUUCUGCUGCUGCGUCGGCAGCUCCUGCCCCUGAACCCGCCAACGAUGAUGAAGCCGCAGCCAACGACUCUACCCAGAUCAUCCAGUUCUCAGUCCCAGCCGUUCCUUCUGCUGAUGCUGACAAGCCCGCUGCUGAUACCGACAAGCCCGCUCCAGCUGCCCAGACCAGCGCAUUUGCUGCAAACAAUGACAUCAAGAGGCUGUCUGCUACCGACCUGGCUGCUGCUACUGCCCAGACUUCGGCCACUGCAAACGCCAAUGUUGUGGCGACCGCCAACUCUGCACCCGUGGCAACCAUUGCAGUCACUGCCAAUGGUAUCGCCAUGACGACCCUCGAGCCCCUCUCUAUGACCACGAUCGGCCAGGCCGUCGUGCCAAUGGUCCCCAGUGUGUUCUUCUCGGGCACCUCGGCCGGUCUCCAGGUACAGCAGAUCUCGGCAUCCACCCAGUCCCCUGGCCCACAGUCUGCUGCCAGGGCCGCCUUGUCCUCUGCUGCCGCCGAAUCCAGCUCGGCCGACGCUGCCGAUGACGCUGCAGCCGAACCCGAUAGCGCUGAGGAGUCGCCUGCUGCCAGCAGCACCAAGUCUGCCGCUGCCGAGCCGGCAAGCAACAAGCUGGCCGUCAAGGAGGUGCUCAAGUCUGCUGUCAAGGCUGCCUCGUCGAUAGACUCAGCUGUUGAGCCCGAGCAGACCGAUGCGUCGGUAGUUGAGUCGGAUGCUGCCGAGUCGUCCAAGGCCAGUCAGGCGAAGGAGCAGGUGAAGAACACGGCUAACCAGACCAGUGCCCAGCCGGAUGCCUCGCAGCACGCGUCGGCUGAGACUUCAGCAUCGGCUCCUGCUGCUAAGGCCAAGCAGAGUGUUAGUGACCACAAGCUAAAGUCUGCGGGUAUGCUCAAGGCCAAGACCGGCGAUGCCGAGAGGGCUAUGUUCUCGGGCGCGAUGAUGAUGGCCCCGUUCGCUAUCCACGCUCUGCUCUAAACCCUGCCAGCUAUUUGACAGGCCAUGUUCCCUCUCCAGCACUCUUCUUGCUAUA